AUGAACGGGGUUAAAGAUAUUGACUCACUGCGUGCUAAAGUUCGCGAUCAGGGUGAUGUAGUACGACGUCUCAAAGAAGAAAAAGCACCCGAAAAUGUUGUAAAGGAGGCUAUUUCUAUUUUAAAGGCUUAUAAGAAAUCUUUAGAUGAUAUGGAAAUUGAACUAUCUCCCAAAGAUCCUAGUUUUGACCGUGGUAAACUCGAAGAUCUUUUGAAACAGAAGUUUUUCUACGAUCAGUCUUUUUCAAUCUAUGGGGGUAUUCAGGGUCUAUAUGAUUACGGCCCAAUGGGUUGCGCUAUGAAAGCCAAUUUACUUGCUGCUUGGCGUCAGUUCUUUAUCCUGGAAGAUCAUUUGUUGGAAGUAGACUGCUCAAUGCUUACUCCUGAACCUGUUUUGCAAGCAUCUGGACACGUCGAUCGAUUUACAGAUCUGAUGGUUAAAGAUAUAAAAACUGGGGAUUGUUUUCGUGCUGAUCACUUAGUAAAGGCAGCACUUGAAGCCAAGAAAAAUAGUAAGAAAUCGUCUGCAAAUGAAAACCAGGAAAUUGAUAAAAUACUUUUGCAGUUAGACAACUAUGGAGCAGACGAACUACACCAAAUUAUACGCCGUUUUGAUAUCAAAUCGCCUACAACAAUGAACGACUUAACUGAACCUCAAGAAUUCAACUUGAUGUUUUCUACAAUGAUUGGUCCUACCGGUCAAUGUAAAGGUUAUCUUCGCCCAGAAACUGCCCAAGGAAUCUUUGUUAAUUUCCAGAGGCUCUUACUCUUUAAUCAAGGUCGUCUUCCUUUUGGAGCUGCUCAAAUCGGUUCUGCAUUUCGUAAUGAAAUAAGCCCUCGUUCUGGCCUAAUUCGCGUUCGAGAGUUUACCAUGGCUGAAAUUGAGUAUUUUGUAGAUCCUAGUGAUAAACGUCACCCCAAAUUCGAGGAUGUGAGAAAUACAGAGAUGUUACUGUACUCGUCAUGUGAUCAAAUGAGUGGCGAAAGACCUCGGAUUACUACUAUUGGGGAAGCGGUUGAUAAAGGUGUUGUGGCAAAUCAAACAUUGGGUUACUUUAUGGCACGAAUACACUUAUUUUUAGUUCACAUUGGUGUAGAUGCAAAACGACUACGAUUUCGACAGCAUUUAUCAAAUGAAAUGGCUCAUUAUGCCUGUGAUUGUUGGGAUGCUGAAUGUCAAACAAGUUACGGUUGGAUUGAAUGUGUUGGUUGUGCAGAUAGAAGUUGUUAUGACUUAAAUCAACAUAGUAAAGCUACUGGUGCCCGUUUAGUCGCAGAAAAACUGUUAGAUGAACCUCAAACUGUACAAGUCUGCGAAUGUAUACCUAAUAAAGGUGAAUUAGGAAAAGUAUUCCGAAGUGAAGCAAAAAACAUCAUACAACAAUUAAGCUCACUUACUCUUGAUGAAUCUCGUAAUUUCAAUAAUGAAUUAAAAAGCACCGGAAAAGCUACAUUAACAGUUAAUGGAAACCAAAUUGACCUCAAUAAUUCAAUGGUUCAGUUUAAAGAAUAUGAAAACACUGUACACGUUACUGAAAUAGUACCUAAUGUAAUUGAACCUUCGUUUGGCAUUGGUCGAAUAUUGUAUACCAUAUUUGAACAUUCAUUCCGUGUGCGUGAAGGUGAUGAACAGCGCACAUAUUUAUCUGUCUCUCCGAUAUUGGCACCGUAUAAAUGUUCCAUACUACCACUGUCAAAUCAUGCUGAUUUCACUCCAGUUGUUCGCAAGUUAUCUUCAGAGCUGACUAAAUAUGCUAUUUCACAUCGGAUCGAUGAAAGUAGCGGUUCAAUUGGACGACGAUAUGCUCGUACAGAUCAAAUUGCUAUCCCAUACGGAAUUACUAUCGACUUUGACACUUUGAAUAAGUCACCAGCUUCAGCAACACUUCGUGAACGUGAUAGUAUGAAACAAAUCAGAGUACCUUUGGAUGAACUGCCUUCAUUGAUGUCUGAUAUUGCUAAUGGCAAUAAAUCUUGGGAUGAUGCACAAGCCAAGUAUCCAGCAUUUGAACAACAAGAAACGGCUCAAAAGCAGACACAAGCACAAGUUUCAUCAAAUGAUCAAUCAUUUGAUUCGAUAACCGCAAAUUUCAGUCUAAAUGAAGUAAGCAAUCCAGUAGUAGAAGAGCCGACUAAUAUCACUAAAACAAAUCAACAGACGAAUCUUGUGCAAGAAGAACAAACUGUUGAAUCUAAAGAAACUUGUCCUAGUCGAUUGGGAAAGAAGGCUCUUAAUUGGACAGAUUGUGGUAAAACUAUUCGGAAGCGUUAUAAAGAACAAGAGGAACGGGAAAAACUAUUCACUAUGCAGAAUACUUCAACACAUCCUAGUAUAUCAAAAGAUUUCUCGCGAAACACAGAAACCACAGUUAGUAUUUCGGAUUAUGAUGCUGAUCAUGAAGAUAAUACUAGUAGUGUUGAUAACUUAUCGCAUAUUAAUCCUCAAAAUCCUAGUGUUCAAGUUUCUGAUUCUUCUCAUUCGACAGAGCACUUGAAAUCUCCCGUUACAGAAUCACUAACCAACGAUAAGAAUUCUACAGAACUUGACAUCCCAUCUGAAUAUCCACCACUUUCAUCAACUAAUAAGUCCACAGAGAAACUCCCAUACCAUGGAGUUUUUGUUGGAGAUGGAUGGCCUGAUGUUGGUAGAAAAGUGGUUUCAGAGCCGAAAAUCAAUUCCACUGAUUCGUGUAUCUUGAAAAAUAAUCAUAAAUCAGACAAAUCUCAGCUUUCUUCAGAUUUGGCAUCUUUCAGUGUUCAAAAGUCUGAAAAUGAAAAAAGUGUGCAUAACGAAAAUUGCCCUGAAUGGAUUUCUGUUUUAGCCAAAUUAAAUCAACCAGAAUUUGAAAGUGAAAUGAGUCAGUUUCUUGAUGUACGUUCAACUACGGUAAAAAAUGAAAAUAUGACACGUAGUAGUUUUGUUUUGAAAAACAACAGCGAACCUGUUACAAUUCAGUCAAAUGAAUUACCUUACCAUGGACUUUUUGUUGGUGAAGGAUGGCCUAGUGUUAAACCUGAAAAGAAAAAUAAUAUGGUAAUACAUAGUUCUGGCGAAUCUGAAACUGUGAAUAGUGAAUUGAAAAAAAUACACCAAAAUGAGGAGAAUAAACCAAUUAAUAAUCAGAUAACAGAAAGUAUGAACAAAUGUGACUGGACUACAGUCAUCUCUCAAAUUCCUGAGGGUCUUAUAGAUUCAGAACAAAAUCAGCUUAAUCAGGUUGAUGUAACUGACUUAAAUGCUUUCAAUACUAAUACUCCAAAACAAGUUUCAACUACUCCAGUGACUUCAGUUUCUCAGAAUUUUCAACCCGAUCCACUCGCUACAUCAUUGUCACCAAAUGAUCAAGAAAAAUCUACAACUGUUGAUACAUUUGAAAAACACAGUAAUUUGGAAUCUGUGACACCACCCAAUCAAUCCCAAAAAACGGAAGAUCAACAUAAUGCUCACUUGUCAGUGGAAUCUGUUUCUGAGACGACAAUUCUAAACAAUAAUACCACACAAAAUGAUUUGAAGGAAGAACCGGAGUUAUUUGUCAGCAAUUCGCCCACAAUCCUAACCCAUAUGAAAUCAGAUACAACAGAAACAGAAUCAGAAUUAAAAACUAUCAAAAUGGAUUCAGAUGUACAUGACGAUGCUGGCAAAUCGCAUCAUUCUAACAUAACUGAAACUAAUCAUAAUAAACCGACCGGAGAAUCUCAAUCAUUAGCAAAUUUAGUAAUAAACUCUGAAGUCCUUCACGAUAAGAUUGAAUCUUCCACUAUUAGUAAUAAUAACCUUAUUAAACAAACCGAAGCCACUUCAUCUAAAAACAACAACAAACCGAAAAAACAUAAAAACAAACAUAAGAAAAAGAAGAAAACUGCUUAGACUCACUCAUCACUCACUCACACACACACAUUAUUUUAUUCUAUAAUCUUUAAGUUCAUUUUCACUUAACUAUGUGAUCUUACUUUAACUUUUAUUUUUUCUUGCCUUUUCUUAUUGCUUAAAAUAAUAACAGUGAUGUAAUGAUUUACAAACGACAUAAUAAGCAAAUAAGUAGGUAGUAACAUACUACUUAAUUGCUAUAUGCCUUUAUUUAUCACAAAACUGUAUAAAGUGAAUAGAAAAUUCAGUUUCU
Molecule: messenger RNA, 4120 nt
Organism: Schistosoma turkestanicum
Lineage: Eukaryota; Metazoa; Platyhelminthes; Trematoda; Strigeidida; Schistosomatidae
Source: the annotation of a GenBank genome assembly